Molecule: messenger RNA, 2318 nt
Organism: Xyrauchen texanus (razorback sucker)
Lineage: Eukaryota; Metazoa; Chordata; Actinopteri; Cypriniformes; Catostomidae
Product: protein FAM163A-like
Exons: 3
Coding region: 648-1100 (150 amino acids)
Source: RefSeq, a predicted model, not a curated record
UAAUGUUAAUGAAUGGAACCUUUUUGUAAAGUGUUACCUGUGCUUUCAAUUCACAGUCAAAUGUACUGUAUCUUUUUGCCGUUUUUCUGCCCUCUUUUGCCUCCAUUCAAACCUGUAUUUUACAUAUUGGAAUCCUGGUCUUGGUGCUGUUGGUAGAGGUUUUUGUUCCCAACCUGGAUACUAAAUUUGGACAAGUCUCUCCUACUAAACUUGUCAACACAGUCUGUAAGCCUUAACGCAUUAUUCCCAUAAAAAAUGUAGCCAUAUUUAAAAAUUGUGGCCCUAAUUAUUGCACAUUAUUAUCUAUUUAAAUAGCAUUGUAUGUGGAAUGGCUGUAUAUACAACACAGUAUGAUUGCACUUGCAGGUAGUUAUCCUAUAUUAUACUGCCUCUCUGUGGAUGGAAUGGUUACUGUGGCAUAUGUUACUGUUAUCCUCUUGCUGAAAUAGAAAUCAUUUAACAAUGCCCCAUCAUAUAUUUAAACUUUUUCAUCAUCUAGAAACAUUGUACAGCUGAGUGUUUGCAACCCAUGAACAAUGCAUCAGAAGAAGCAGCAGUCCAAACUUUCUGUGGCCCCUUUCCUCCCCUCUGAUCUCUUCUAAUUAUCUCUCUUUCUGCUUUUCAGGGUUUGAUGGAGAUCUGGUCGGAUGACAGCUGGAACUGUUGUCAUAACUGGAGGAAUUCUCGCAACAGUAAUACUCCUGUGUAUCAUUACAGUGCUUUGUUACUGUAGACUCCAGUAUUAUUGUUGUAAGAGGAAUGAGUCCGAAGGGGAGGCGGGCUCAGUCGAUGAUCCUCAGCCACAGUUUGCCUGCAACGCAUGCAGCGCACCAGGGGUGGACGGGGCAGCCGUCACCCCUCUCUCGCUGCCCUACGACCCCGCUCCGUCACACAACUACUGCCCCACCUGCACGCCCCACUACCUCCGUGGCAUGGAUGAGAUGCGUAAUGGUGGUGAACGCCUGUCCUACAUGCCAACUCACUACGAGAACCAUGGUGCCACUGCCCUUGGUCUGGCCGCCAUGUACGGCCCUGUGCUGAGCCGUCGCAGCACACCAGACUUUUACACCAACACUCGAGCCAUUAGCACUGACGUCUGACCCUCACAGACUCGCUGACAGACCCUGGGACAGAGCUCCCUGUAUGGACCAGGCCUUAGCAGGCCAUCUUUAGAGCACCUGGGACCGUGCCUAGAUCUCCACAGAGCCAAGAGUCAAAAGACUUAUUGGAUGAUAUGUUAUGCAUAUACAUAGAUCUGAUCUACACAGGACAUCUUCAGUCUUCCAUUUUCUUUUGCUGUUUUCCUUUUCCUCUUACACACCCCUCCCGCUCUCUUUUGUGGUGUUUUCAAGUAAGAACAGUGAGGGCUAUGUAUUAUACUGUAUCAAGUGUUUGUGGUUUUUAUUUACCAAGUUUUGAAGGUAAAAAUGCAAAUAGCAUAUUAUAUGCUUACCCAUUGUUUUUUUUUUUUUUUGGAUAAAGCAUAAAUUUAGUACAUUUAGAAAAACAGAGCUGGAACAAUCCUCAACACAAGUAUUUCUGGUAAACACUCCUCACUGUUGUUUCCUUUAAAGAAUGCCUUUUAAUGGCUUUUAUGCUUCUAUGUGAGAGUGUAGAUUGGAGUAUUGAAAUUUGCUCAGUUACAUGAAUAUAACAGGAAAAUAUCCCGUAUGAUAUGCCAAAUCUUUUUUAUUUGAAACAUUUAACUGAGGAUAGGAAAUAAACCAAAAAAACUUGUUAAUAAGUUUGGAAUAUGCUAAAUGAAUGAUUACUGAUUGGUCCCUUUGUUGUUUCACAUUGGUCUAUUCAUAUUUAAAUAUAUGUGUCACAAUAACAUAAAUUCACAAUGGCACAGAUAUAUAUUUUAAAAUUUGUUGUAUUGUCAAAUAAGAAUCAGGAUUGAAUAAUAUAUUGUCUAUUCUCACUUUUCACUUUGUUGUCCAUUCACACCACACUACAUAUUACAAUAAAGGGCUUUUUAAGCAAUAUAAUUGUAAUAUGUAUCUGUAACAGUGUCAUAAUUUACAGUACAAACCCAACACAACAGUCUGAAAAUCAUUUUGAAGCAAUGUGAAUUAUCAAAUUACUGGAAUAAAAUGACUGGGAUUUCUUUUCUUUUUUUUUUUUUUUUAAAUAUGCCCUAUUUAUGUAAUAUUAUGGUAAUCAUGACAAAAUGAUACUUAUAGGAACAUUCCAUUUCCUUGUCUUUGCACAUGUGUUUAUUUUAUGUCUUGUUUGAAUAACCAUUGAUUUACGAAUUUAACAUUUAUUCUUUGUGUCUUAUGUCUGGAUCCAUGCUGUCUGAAGCACUGUUGUUA